This is a messenger RNA of Colletotrichum paranaense, 306 nucleotides long. RefSeq lists its product as uncharacterized. The transcript has a single exon. The record is from RefSeq and is a predicted model, not a curated record. The coding region runs from base 1 to 306 and encodes 101 amino acids. Lineage: Eukaryota; Fungi; Ascomycota; Sordariomycetes; Glomerellales; Glomerellaceae.
AUGUAUUGGAAUCGGUCUGAAUCUGAUGUGCUAGCUACUGCCACCGAUCUGACGACUUCUUUCGAUAACAUUGGCGACGAUUUCAACCGUGAAGUCAAUGCUUUAUUCGACUUCAUCAAAGUCGACAUGAAGAAGUUCAAGAAGUCCUCUGAGGGAUUUAAACGGGCAUUGGGUAGGCCCCAGGCAGCAAGAGACCGAACCUUUGUGGUCGUUUGUGGUCAACGCGAUGCAACUUGGCUCAACAAGAAGUUGAAAAGCGAAGAGGCAUCCUCUGAAAUUCUGGAACAAGAGAUUCUGGAUUGGUGA